GAAACAUGGAUGAAAGUCUCGACUGGAAAUGUGAAAUGGAGGUCAAUCUGUUUCACGCUUUAAGAGGGCAUAAACCUGUUGGUAAAUGAAAGAUUUGAAAAACGAGUGUUUUACUGCAUAGUUCAAGUGUGAACAGGCAUUUCCAUAUGUUGAGCAUUCACGAGAAGAUGGCAAGUUCAUAUAAAAAGAUAACUACAAAACAGAUCUGGAAGUACUUGAGUGAACUGUACAACCUGAAUGCAUUGAAUGAGUCUGAGAUCAUCCCAUUCCCGAACAAAGAAAAUGACUUUGAGCUACCAGAUGGGGACUUUUCGGACCUGAAGGAUAGGAGUUUCCCACGUCUGAGUGUGCAGAAAACUGAGGUGGAUGAAAAACCCUCCAGUGAAAAACUGGACAAAGCUGAGUCUGGCACUAAGCCAGUGAAGCAUGAACCACGACACAUGGUCGGCACCCCAGUAAUUAACACCCCUGACAACUCACCAAAGAGGAAGAGAACACGUCAGACCCCGUCAAACGCUAGCCCUGCAACACCAGAACCACCACCACCGAAACGCCGCAGAUGAUAUUGUUGAUACUAUUUAUCGAAUUUGUACAACUGACCACGUUAAGUGCUGUUGUUUCUAACAGUAAGAAACAAGGGACUGUUCUUCAGAUGAAUGUUUGCAGGAAAAGGCAGGAAAAUGCAUAUUACAGUUUAAGGUGGCCAGUUGCCAGAAAGCUUUGUGACUCCUUUACUAGGCACUUUAUUGUACAUACAUGUACAUGAUGAUCUUGAAUUAUUAGAUUCAAAAUAACAUGAAUGUAUAGAUUUGUGGACUGCUUGGUUCAUGUUGACUUGACUUGUAACAGAACAGUUAUUAAAUGUCCUUGAAUAGAGAGAUGGCUGUAUUUCCAUGUAUUUUACUUGUACAUUUUUACAGAACAUUGAUGCAUUUAAUAGGACUGUCUGCUCUAAAUAUUCUUUGAUAGUAUUUAAAUCUGUUCAAAUGUGGGGACUUGUCAAGCCCUCAAUACCAGGCCCUAAUACCAUAAAAAUACCUUACGCCUUUGGUGUGUAGUAUGCUCUAUCUCAAAUGAGACAAGUAGAUAACAUAAAAGGAAAGGAAAAACAUUUUAGAUAUUUUAUUUUUGUGUGUAGGGUAUUUCAAAAAUCACAAAGAAUAUGCAUAAAACAAUUAAGCAAGAAUCCUUAUGUUUGAGCUAUUACUCAAGUGAGUCUAGGCAGCUACCAGACUGACUAUUGUCAAUUUGGCCAGUCUAAAAAAAAAUUCAGUUGCCAAAAGGUGCAUAUAACAGGAACAUAAAAAUAAAAAAAAAUAAAAAUAAAUCCCUUCCUACCUACCCACUCCCAAAAUUGUAGUGUUACCACAAAAGAACAAUAUUUUUAGUGUGGCCUAUAUUAUUUUUCAUUUAAAUAUUGACCAAAUAUUUGUAUGAACAUCUAUAAGAAAUUAUGUAUUUUUAUGAAAUUGGGGCCAGUCAAAUAAAUGCAAUAAACUAUGACAUCUGUA
Messenger RNA from Mya arenaria, 1511 nucleotides. Its product is annotated as MRG/MORF4L-binding protein-like. Gene Ontology annotation, biological process: regulation of transcription by RNA polymerase II. The record is from RefSeq and is a predicted model, not a curated record. The transcript is spliced from 4 exons. NCBI's taxonomy places the organism in Eukaryota, Metazoa, Mollusca, Bivalvia, Myida, Myidae. The coding region runs from base 147 to 563 and encodes 138 amino acids. Gene Ontology annotation, cellular component: NuA4 histone acetyltransferase complex; nucleus.